Molecule: messenger RNA, 4488 nt
Organism: Diceros bicornis minor
Lineage: Eukaryota; Metazoa; Chordata; Mammalia; Perissodactyla; Rhinocerotidae
Gene: TFR2
Product: transferrin receptor 2
Exons: 18
Coding region: 23-2446 (807 amino acids)
Biological process (GO): endocytic iron import into cell; transferrin transport
Cellular component (GO): external side of plasma membrane
Molecular function (GO): transferrin receptor activity
Source: RefSeq, a predicted model, not a curated record
GGGCCCAGGAGGGGGCGUGAGCAUGGAGCGGCUUUGGGGUCUACUCCAGAGAGCGCAAAGGUUGUCCCCAAGACUCUCUCAGACCAUCUAUAAGCGUGUGGAGGCUACUCAGGAAGGGCGCCUGGAGGAGGAAGAGGAAGACAGGGAGGAGGGGGCCGAGCCACAGACCCACUUCUGCCACAUGGAGCUGAGGGGCCCCGAGCCCCUGGGCUCUCGACCAGGGCGGCAAAACCUCGGACUCUGGGCGGCAGCAGGAAGAAGAGCCACCCCCUACCUGGUGCUGAUGGCCCUGCUGAUCUUCACUGUGGCCUUCCUCCUCGGCUAUGUGGCCUUCCGAGGGUCCUGCCAGGCAUGCGGGGACGAAGUGUUGGUGGUCAGUGAGGACGUGAACUAUGAGCUGGGCCCAGACUCCCAUCAGGGCACGUUGUACUGGAGCGACCUCCAGGCCAUGUUCCUGGGGCUCCUGGGGGAGGGCUCCCUGGAGGAUGCCAUCAGGCAAACCAGCCUUCGGAAAAGGGUGGCCGGCUCGGCUGGGAUGGCAGCCCUGUCUCAGGACAUCCGUGUGGCGCUCUCCAGCCAGAAGCUGGACCACGUAUGGAUGGACACGCACUACGUCGGGCUGCAGUUCCCGGACCCGGCUCACCCGAACACUCUGCACUGGGCCGAUGCGGCCGGCAAGCCCGCGGAGCAGCUGCCGCUGGAGGACCCUGACGUCUACUGUCCUUACAGCGCUACGGGCAACACCACGGGAGAGCUGGUGUACGCCCACUACGGGCGGCCGGAGGACCUGCAGGACCUACGAGCCCGGGGCGUGGAGCCGGCGGGGCGCCUCCUGCUGGUGCGCUUCGGGGUGAUCAGCUUUGCCCAGAAGGUGGCCAGUGCCCAGGACUUUGGGGCCCGAGGCGUGCUCAUAUACCCCGACCCAGCAGACUUCUCCCAGGACCCACACAAGCUCCGCCUGUCCAGCCACAGGGCUGUAUAUGGACAUGUGCACCUGGGAACUGGGGACCCCUACACGCCUGGCUUCCCUUCCUUCAAUCAAACCCAGUUCCCUCCAGUGCAGUCCUCGGGCCUCCCCAGCAUCCCAGCCCAGCCCAUCAGUGCAAACAUUGCCUCCCUUCUACUGAGGAAGCUUGAAGGUCCUGUGGCCCCCCAGGAAUGGCAGGGGCGCCUCCCAGGCUCGCCUUAUCGCCUGGGCCCUGGGCCAUGCCUGCACCUGGGGGUCAACAACCACAGGGCCUCCACCCCCAUCAGCAAUAUCUUUGGCUGCAUCGAGGGCCGCUCUGAGCCAGAUCACUAUGUUGUCGUCGGGGCCCAGAGGGACGCAUGGGGCCCAGGAGCGGCCAAGUCCGCCGUGGGUACCGCCAUACUGCUGGAGCUGGUGCGGACCUUUUCCUCCAUGGUGAGCAAUGGCUUCCGGCCCCGCAGAAGUCUUCUCUUCAUCAGCUGGGACGGAGGUGACUUUGGGAGUGUGGGCGCCACGGAGUGGCUGGAGGGCUACCUCAGCGUGCUGCACCUCAAAGCCGUAGUCUAUGUGAGCCUGGACAACGCAGUGCUGGGGGACGACAAGUUCCAUGCCAAGACCAGCCCCCUUCUGAUCAGCCUCAUUGGGAACAUCCUGAAGCAGGUGGACUCUCCUAACCACAGCGGGCAGACCCUGUACGAGCAGGUGGUGUUCAACAAUCGGAGCUGGGAUGCUGAGGUGAUCCGGCCUCUGCCCAUGGACAGCAGUGCCUAUUCCUUCACGGCCUUUGCGGGGGUCCCUGCCGUGGAGUUCUCCUUCGUGGAGGAUGGCGCCCGGUACCCGUUCCUGCACACGAAGGACGACACGUAUGAGAACCUGCACAAGGUGCUGCGGGGCCGCCUGCCUGCCGUGGCCCAGGCUGUGGCUCAGCUCGCUGGCCAGCUCCUCAUCCGGCUCAGCCAUGAUCACCUGCUGCCCCUGGACUUCGGCGGCUACGGGGACGUGGUCCUCAGGCACAUUGGCAGCCUCAGCGAGUUCUCUGGGGACCUUAAGGCCCGCGGGCUGACCCUGCAGUGGGUGUACUCGGCGCGGGGGGACUACAUCCGGGCGGCCGAGAAGCUGCGGAAGGAGAUCUACAGCUCGGAGGAGAGCGACGAACGGCUGAUGCGCAUGUACAACGUUCGCAUGAUGCGGGUGGAGUUCUACUUCCUGUCCCAGUACGUGUCGCCGGCCGACUCCCCGUUCCGCCACAUCUUCCUGGGCCGCGGAGACCACACGCUGGGUGCUCUGCUCGACCAUGUGCGACUGCUGCGUUCCGGCUCCGGGGCCGGGGCCCCUGGGGCCGCCUCCUCCAGGGUGGCGCCCGGCCUGGGCUUCCAGGAGAGCCGCUUCCGACGGCAGCUGGCCCUGCUCACCUGGACGCUGCAGGGGGCAGCCAACGCGCUUAGUGGGGACGUCUGGAACAUCGAUAACAAUUUCUGAGGCCCCCCCGCGCCCCCACAUGCCCCUGCCCCCUGCCGAGAGCUCCUGCUCUCCCCGCCUGAGGGAUUGCUGUGUGACCGAGGUGCCCGCGCACCACCUCUCAUUGCUGCCCCGUGUCCCGUGAGCCCUUCCCCUCUCUUAGGGGCCCAGUCUCCAGUGCAGACACCCACACACCCCUGGCCCUGCAAUGUAGGAGUAGGUGUGUGGUGCCUUCCUUAAUGGGCCCGUCAUCCUGUCAGCUAAUCAGAGAGCAGCAUCCGCUCCCUCUAUCACAGUCCCUUCCCCUUCAGGAGCAGGGUCCCCCACACCUAGAGACCACUCUGCAAGGUUUCCUGGGCCCUGGGACCUGGCCAACCCUCUUAGUGGGGAAGAUGGCUGGGACCAGAGCCUUAUGGUCAAAACGUGGUCUGUGGUGGGAGGGGCGGGGGUUUGGACUUCAAUAAACCACCUGGUGGCAUCUGUUGUGCAUAAGCACCUUUAUGCUUCUUCCACACCCUUCCCCCACCCAAUCAUCCCUCCCUUGAGACCUAGGGAAGAGUUGGGCAGAAGGAGCCAGAGAGGUGGCCAGUGGAAAUGCUGACUCCAUAGGAAGAACUCCGAGCUGUUCCUGGUACCUGAGCGACUAAGGAAACUGCCUAAGGAAAUAAGGAGGGCCUUCUCCAAAGACCACCUUGGGGUGGGGGGCUGGCUCUGCACCUUCUCCUGAGACUGGGGAAGGCUACAUAAUUUGCAAGACCUGAUGCAAAAUGAAAAUGCAGGGCCUUUUUUUCACAAAGCAAGAACAAAGCUUUUCCCUUUCUUCCACAGUCUCUCAACCUGUCAUGGUAGUUUUUUAUUUGCUAAUUAAUGUCCAGAUUCCUUAGACAGGGAAAUACCCCCGGGGCAGAUCCUCACAGGCACCCAGGGUUCUGCCCCACAAUUUGGUACUGACCCUGACCUGGACCUGGACCUUCCCUGUGCCUGUGCCUGAGCCCAGGUCCCUGCUGGGGAAGGAGGGUGGCAGCUAUCUCUGGGCGAGGGCAGGGAGCUGGCGGGUGAGAACCCAUCCAGGGGAGGUAGGACCCCCAGCACAUGCUCCAUGGUCCUGUUGGACUGCACUUCCAAAACAUAAAUUCAGAAGUCAAAUCAUUAGGAAUUUCAGGAUGGCAACUACAUAGCAUUAACCCCCAAACAUGGGGCCCCCUCUGAGUGCUCACACACCUGUUAGGUUGGCCGAGCCUUGGGCCCCUCCCGCCAGGGUCCCCUUUGGCCAAUCUUUGCCCAGAGAGGUGGGAGCUGCAGGAGGACAGGGAUUUCCACGUGCCGCCUGCACCGCUUUAUCUUUCCUGACAGUCUCUGGAGGCUUCGGCUCUAGCUUUCGCUCCUAGGGCAGUUGCAUAAAUCCUAGGGCUCGUCUCUCAGGCUCCUUGGGCUUCUCUUGGUCCCAGUAUGGUGGGAGAUGUCCUACCAGCUCCUCAGGAUGCUGGGAAGUGAGGGCCUCUUCAUCUACAGCUUGAGAUCUCCCAGCCCCUGGGUUCCAGGAUGGAACUUCCCCCUCUGUAGCCCCCUGAGCUGACUUGGUGGGUUCUCAGGAGACUGGAGUGCGGUCAGAAACCUCCUUGACUAUUUGCUUCCCUGACAUACAGUCCAGAACAAACUUCCCGACGUGGCUUCUCAGCUCUUCUUCACCUGUCCAUUUGCUCCCUGUAGUAGACAGAAUGAUGGUCUGGACAAAGAUGUUCACUUCCUAAUCUCUGAAAUUUGUGAGUGGUACCUUAAACAACAAAAAGGACUCUGUAGAUGUGAUUAAGUUGAGGAUCUUGAGAUGGGGAGUGUUAUGGGCUGAAUUGUGUACCCCCAAAUUCAAAUGUUGAAGCCCUCGGUACCUCUGAAUACAGAAUGUGUCUGUAUUUGGAGAUAGGGUCUUUAAAUGAUGAGGCCAUUAGGGUGGGCUCUAAUCCAAUCUGACCGGUGUCCUUAUAAGAAGAGGAAAUCGGACACACAGAAAGACACCACGGAUGCGUGUGCACAGAGGAAAGCCCAUGCGAGGACACAGCGAGAAG